Ipomoea nil (Japanese morning glory) is the source of this 450-nucleotide messenger RNA. RefSeq names its product protein FAR1-RELATED SEQUENCE 5-like. Bases 1 to 450 code for a protein of 149 amino acids. The transcript has a single exon. Gene Ontology annotation, molecular function: zinc ion binding. Lineage: Eukaryota; Viridiplantae; Streptophyta; Magnoliopsida; Solanales; Convolvulaceae. Gene Ontology annotation, biological process: regulation of DNA-templated transcription. The record is from RefSeq and is a predicted model, not a curated record.
AUGCAAAGCUCAACAGUACGUGACAAUGAAAGCUACAAUCCAUAUAUGAAGAUGCCUUUGGGGAUCGAAAAACAUGCUUCAAUUGUCUACACCAUUACUAUUUUCUAUCAAGUUCAGGAAGAAAUAUGUGCCUCCUGUUUCAAAUGUAUGGUGUUGAGAGUUAGAGAAGAUGGUGGAAUGUUACACUAUGAUAUUAUGGAUGGAAAGAAUAAAAUAUUUAGUGUGGUGCACAAUGUAAAUGACCAUGAGGCCACAUGCAGUUGCAAGAUAUUUGAGAUGGUUGGACUGUUCUGUAGACACAUAUUUGUGGUCUUUAGAGACCUUGAAAAGAUACCUCUGAAGUAUGUGGUUAAUCGGUGGCCUAAGGAUGCAUCUUUAAAGGCUACAUUUGAAAUAGAUGGUGUCAUUUAUGAUCAGAAUGGACCAAAGGAUGAAAAGAAGAUGUUGUAG